This is a messenger RNA of Phaeodactylum tricornutum CCAP 1055/1, 2613 nucleotides long. RefSeq lists its product with no specific name. The record is from RefSeq and is a predicted model, not a curated record. The transcript has a single exon. NCBI's taxonomy places the organism in Eukaryota, Bacillariophyta, Bacillariophyceae, Surirellales, Neidiaceae. Gene Ontology annotation, molecular function: lyase activity. Bases 1 to 2613 code for a protein of 870 amino acids. Gene Ontology annotation, cellular component: periplasmic space.
AUGAAGACUAUCAGGCCAGUUGGUAUCCUCCGUCGCCCUUCCCGUUAUCUCUUCACCAAAAUAUGCCCGAUGCUCUUGCUUGCCCUUUUUUUCGUCUUGCAAACCAUCAUAUUGAAAUGGUAUCAAGCUCGUGCCGGCAUUAUCAACAACUACCGGACGGUAUAUUUGACAACAAAGGCAUGUGAUCCACACUGUAAUUCUGGGAUUUCGGAUAUUAUCAUUGGCACAAACACCAGAAAGAUUGCUGACUUAAUGGAUAGCGGUUACCUCCCUGCCUCACUCGGCACGAGUAAGAGCAGCUCGACAAUUCCUGUCAAUCUCGUGAAGGGAAAUGGGGAGGGGACGAUUCAGCCCGUGUCUAUGAUACUGCUACGUGCCAUAGGAAAUGCCCUUCCGCCACGUCAUAGCUCAGAACAAACGCUCUUGAAUGUGGACUUUAUUCUUCAGCACGAGGAAACCUUCCCAAAUACGUCUCGGCACUGGUUCCUCAACAGGCUUGUGGAUCCACACAUAGAGUGGCAAGUUGUGCAAAAACUUCAGCGAGCAAAUGAAUCCUUCACUAUCAUUCCCUUCGACUUGAAAGUCUAUGGCUCCCUUUCGUAUCGUUUCGAUCUGUUCGAAUUUGCCGACCAAAUUCAUUCGGCUCACACUGAUGCAUCUAGGGGAUCGGGGCGUCGAAAGAUGGCCGAGGAGCGCAUGUUUCACGAUAAACUGCUCUACACUGCCAACGUCAAUGGAGUGCGCAAUGAAAUGCUCAGAUAUGGCAAGCUGCGAAGUUCUGCAGACUACAUUCUUCCAUUCGACGGCAACUGCUUCCUCACUCGCAAAGCUUGGGAGGCUAUUCAACGGGAUAUACUCAGCAAUCCGAAGGUCAAAUACUUUGCCGUACCGAUGGAUCGCCUCGUUGAGGAAAAUACAGCACUCUUGUUGAGCUCAUACAAGCCAAAUCCAGUUGAAGAACCCCAACUUAUCUUCCAUCGACGAUCUGUCGCUAUUUUCAAUCCGAACUUGCCUUACGGGCGUCGCAACAAAGUCGAGCUAUUGCUUCGGUUAGGGAUUGUAGGCGCAUGGCACAAAUCCCACAAAAACAAGUGGGACCACAAGCUUGAACGGUCUCAUCCAAUUGUGGACAUAAAACCAGAUUCGAUCGCGACCGCAACUGGUACAGCUGGCUGGGUAUCUCGAUUAUAUUCCGGCAAUAAAAAUGCGGAACUUUCAGACCAUGGCACUGCUACCACUCGAGCCAGCCUACGUCGCACAGCGAUAUCAAAUUUACUCGACCGAUUGGACUUGCGUGCAGCUGUGAACUUGUACAAUUUCACUUCACAUACCAUGCUCUUCUAUAACAUGCAGCAGGUAAAUUCGUUACGGUUGCAAUGGCAGAGUGGCCAGCUGCAAGCUCCAAUGAUAAGAAGGCUUAUGGAGUUGGCUUCCAACUUUCUGAACGAGGGCCCUUGGUCUGUUCUUAACACAAUUCCGUUCGGCUGUGGCCCUUCUCAAAACUUUCAUGACGGCGACUAUACCCGGCCACUUAAUUGGCCUCAGAGCAACGAGUCCAGCUACAGCAAUUGGUCAAGAUUCUACCUUUCGAAAUAUGGAAAGAGCAUUCCUGGAAGUGCCGUGUACAGCGAAGGAAGUGAUCAGUUUGAUCGCACACAAUUCAACUCGAUGCAGCAGAGGACAACUGUUCUGGCACUUGCCUACGCAAUAUCAGGGAAACAAUCUUAUGUACAAGAAGCAGCCGAAAAUCUUCGUGUACGGUUUCUUGACCCGAAAACCAAAAUGAACCCAAACUUCACUUGUAGUCGAGGUAUGUGGGAAGGCAACCCACCCAAAUAUGUGAAAAAUACGUUUGGCACGUCCGAAAUGAACGGAAUGUAUUUCUUUCUUGACGCCGUGAGGAUUGUGGAGACUUCCGGAGCCUUAUCGACCACGGAGAUAGACAAACUGCAUAUUUGGUUUCGCGACUAUCUUCUAUGGCUGGUUGAGACCAACGGACCAGAUCAGGAUAUAAUGAUUGGGGAAAGCCAAAGCGAUGUGCCCGACAACUUUGCACCAAACCAUCGCGGUCUGUACUUCGAUAUACAGCUAGCAUCUGUUGCAGCAUAUUGUGGUAACUUGACCUUGGCAGUCCACACGUUGCACCGGACCUUGGCUCGACUAGAUGCGCACGUCAACUCUAUCGGUGCGAUGCGACAAGAGGCAUGUGGAGACCGUAACUGUGAAGACUUUAUUGCCUUUGCAAUUAAUGGAUGGUCAGUAGCUGCUCGUAUCGCUUCCUCAGUUGGGAUCAACUACUGGUGGCGCUUUCCGGUUGGAAAACAAUCCAAGCUCUGUCUUGCUAUGGAAUAUAACAGUUUUCUCCUGCGCAAUCGAGAUCCCUGUGCACAAAGUAAUACUGUGGGAGACAAUACUGCCACCCGAUGGUGGCCGCUCCUGUUUGAAGCCAAGCUACACUGUCCUCACUCGGAGAUACAACAUAGCAGCUCCUCUUCGCCGGAGAUUUUUGGCGGCUCAAGAUGUCAUCACCCGGCUUUAAGCGGCGAGGUAGCGCCCUUUUGGAAUUUGAAUUUGCCAACUGACAAGCAACACGGGUACUCAAAGAAACUGUAG